AUGUCUCGUCGUGGUGUUGGGCUGGGUGCCUUUGCCAACCGAACUCAGGCAACUCAAUCCUAUGCCACCCAUGGCGCCAACCUUCGUUCCACCCAUCUGUCCUCGCUCCAAACCCAGCUCUCGGUCUUCCAAUCGUUGCUCCAUACCUUUGCCCUAGAGCACAGUUCAACAAUCAAGUCCAACCCAACGUUUCGCGCUGAAUUCGCGCGCAUGUGUAAUACUAUAGGCGUGGAUCCACUAGCCGCCAGCAAUGUUAAGGGCAAGAAUAGUCGCCGAGGAUUAGGAGAGGGAGGCAGCUUCUGGACCCAGAUUAUGGGCGGGGAUAUGAAUGACUUCUAUUUCGAAGUUGCUGUGCGAGUUGUGGAACUUUGCCGGGAGACACGAGCUGAGAAUGGUGGACUUAUUGGCGUCGAAGAAUGUCGGAACCGGGUAGGUGUACCUGCCGAGCGCUACGGGUCACUAACAAUACUCUGCUCUUAUAGAGAUGAUAUCCUUCGGGCCGUUCGUUCCCUUGAACCUUUAGCGUCGGGCUUCUCUAUUGUCCGCGUUGGAUCUAAACAAUAUAUUCGAUCAAUUCCGAAGGAGUUAAAUACUGAUCAGGCCACGGUACUUGAAGCUAUUCAGGUCCUGGGCUUUGUCAGCGUUUCAAUGCUGCGACUUAAUCUCACGUGGGAAAAGGCUCGCGCACAAACUGUGAUUGACGAUCUUGUGGCGGAUGGUCUCGUUUGGGUGGAUGCCCAGGGACCGGAGAAAGAGUACUGGUCGCCGCAGAACCUCUUGGAUGACAGUGGAUGA
Penicillium cosmopolitanum is the source of this 795-nucleotide messenger RNA. RefSeq names its product ESCRT-II subunit protein SNF8. The record is from RefSeq and is a predicted model, not a curated record. Gene Ontology annotation, biological process: protein transport to vacuole involved in ubiquitin-dependent protein catabolic process via the multivesicular body sorting pathway. Gene Ontology annotation, cellular component: ESCRT II complex. The transcript has 2 exons. NCBI's taxonomy places the organism in Eukaryota, Fungi, Ascomycota, Eurotiomycetes, Eurotiales, Aspergillaceae. The coding region runs from base 1 to 795 and encodes 264 amino acids.